Histoplasma mississippiense is the source of this 1896-nucleotide messenger RNA. Its product is annotated as phenylalanyl-tRNA synthetase. Bases 1 to 1896 code for a protein of 631 amino acids. The transcript has 9 exons. Gene Ontology annotation, biological process: phenylalanyl-tRNA aminoacylation. Gene Ontology annotation, cellular component: phenylalanine-tRNA ligase complex; cytoplasm. NCBI's taxonomy places the organism in Eukaryota, Fungi, Ascomycota, Eurotiomycetes, Onygenales, Ajellomycetaceae. Gene Ontology annotation, molecular function: magnesium ion binding; ATP binding; RNA binding. The record is from RefSeq and is a predicted model, not a curated record.
AUGAGCGCAAUCAACGCAAAACGCACCUUGGAUAUCCUCAAGAGUGGAAGCCAAAACCUGCUUUACAGGAAGAACAGGGCCCGCGCCUCCACCAUGCCGACCAUUGCUGUUGAUAAAGCUGCCCUCUUCAAGGAACUGGGGCGAAAGUAUUCUACAGAGGAGUUCGACCAACUAUGCUUUGAGUUCGGCCUUGAACUGGACGAAGAUACCGAAAACUUGGAAAGACCGUUUGUAAAUGGAAAACAAGAACCUCCGCAACUGAAGAUUGAGGUCCCCGCGAAUCGAUAUGAUCUCCUCUGCAUCGAGGGCAUUGCUCUCAUGUUGAAUAUCUUCCGUGAACGAACUCUGUCGCCAGAGUAUCGCCUUGUUGCACCUUCAAAUGGAGAACUGGAAACGAUUGUCGUAAAAGAGGAGACGAUGAAAAUCCGCCCUUAUAUUUCGGGCGCCAUCCUUCGGAAUAUCCAUUUCGACCAAGCUCGAUAUGAAUCCUUUAUUGCUCUUCAGGACAAAUUGCACCAAAACCUUGCCCGGCAAAGAACAUUGGUUGCCAUUGGAACGCAUGAUUUGGAUAAACUCAAAGGGCCGUUCACUUAUGAGGCUUUGCCUCCAAAGGAUAUCAGCUUCGUCCCUUUAAAUCAAACACGGAAGAUGAAUGGACAGGAGAUGAUGGAGUUCUAUGAGAAGGAUAAACACAUAGGGAAAUAUCUUCACAUUAUCCGGGAUUCUCCUGUAUAUCCCGUGAUUUAUGACUCGAACCGUGUAGUCUGUUCGCUGCCACCAAUUAUCAAUGGCGACCACUCGAAAAUCACAUUAAACACCAAAAAUGUAUUCCUCGAGUAUACGGCAACUGAUAAGACUAAAGUUGAGAUUGUGAAUAAUAUCAUGGUUACUAUGUUCUCUCAAUAUACCUCAGAGCCCUUCACCGUGGAGCCUGUGAGAAUAGUAUCAUCGCACAACAACGAAACUCGCCAGACCCCCGAUCUAAGGCCUCGUCCUACCCAAGCUAGUAUAUCCUACAUUAACCAAUGCUGUGGUCUCUCCUUAUCCGCCGCAGAUAUUUGCAAUCUCCUAAAGCGCAUGUCAUAUUUUGCUGAGCCAUCCAAAACUUCCCCGGAUCUGGUCGAUGUUCGGGUUCCUGUAACCCGCGCAGACGUGCUCCAUCAAGCAGAUAUCAUGGAAGACGUUGCCAUCGCCUACGGUUUCAAUGAACUCCCGCGAUAUUUCCCCAAUAUAUCUGGCACAAUCGCGCGACCCUUGCCCAUAAAUAAACUCACUGACAUCAUCAGAACAGAGGCCGCGAUGGCCGGCUGGUCUGAAGUCAUGCCCCUUAUCCUCUGCUCGCACGAUGAGAACUUCGCCUGGCUGAACCGCAAGGACGAUGGGAAUACAGCUGUCAAGCUGGCGAAUCCCAAAACAGUAGAGUUUCAGGUUGUCCGCACGAGCCUGCUGCCGGGCCUUUUGAAGACAAUUGGAGAAAAUAAACAUCAUGCGAUCCCUAUGAAGAUCUUUGAGGUCAGUGAUGUUGCAUUCAAGGAUGUUUCGCGUGAGCGUAAGAGUACGAACGAGAGACAUUUCGCGGCGGCCUGGUAUGGGAAGACCAGUGGGUUCGAGAUUGUACAUGGGUUGCUCGAUAGGAUUAUGGCUAUGCUGAAGACUGCUUUUAUUAUUGGGGAAGAAGGGCUGGAUAAUCCGGCUAUGGGGAACGCGUCGUAUUGGAUUGAAGAGUUGGACGAUCCGACAUAUUUCACUGGCCAUGCAGCCUCAGUACACGUCCGAAUUUCCGGAAAGGAUCAUGUCGUUGGAUCCUUUGGUAUUCUGCACCCGACGGUGCUGGGGAAGUUCGAUUUGAAAUAUCCCGUCAGCACGCUGGAGAUCAACAUUGAGACUUUCCUAUGA